AUAAGGCCAUAUGCUUCCCACCUUUCCAGCAUUAAUUACACACUGCCUCCAGAUUGUAUGUAAUGUGGUGUAGUUGUGCAUUAAUUUUGAAUUGUGAAAUCCGAGUCUGCAGCUAUUUCAGAAGCAAUGAUCUCCUUAUACAAACCGAACAAGCAGCAAGGAUUCGAGCAAACAACAUUCCACAGCGGACCAUUGUGUGUUCCACAAAGGUGUUUGGACAUUCUUCUCAAAACGAAUGGGAAAAAUUUGUUUAUGACCAGGCUAUGUAUGAGAGUCCGUCGUAUUCGUUUUCCUGAUGAUGCCACCUGUCUAUAACCAUUGAUUAGUUCGCCUGCGGAAAAGCCUAUUCGCCUUUGUGGAAAAAGUAGACACUUGCGAUGAAUGCCGCACAGCUGGAUGAAACCAUCAGUAUCAAUUAGACGAACUAUGUUAGCUUUAAUCCGGCUUAUUGGCCUAUUGACUAACGAACUGUGAUGCUUUGUACAAUAGACUUUCUCCAUCUUGCUUCUCAGUCAGUUACAAGUGAAUGAAUACUGAAAGCCAGAGCUGCCAUUUAGAAGAAGCUCGAGUGUUAUGC
This is a messenger RNA of Dicrocoelium dendriticum, 577 nucleotides long. Lineage: Eukaryota; Metazoa; Platyhelminthes; Trematoda; Plagiorchiida; Dicrocoeliidae. The record is from the annotation of a GenBank genome assembly.